Molecule: messenger RNA, 1119 nt
Organism: Vanderwaltozyma polyspora DSM 70294
Lineage: Eukaryota; Fungi; Ascomycota; Saccharomycetes; Saccharomycetales; Saccharomycetaceae
Exons: 1
Coding region: 1-1119 (372 amino acids)
Biological process (GO): fungal-type cell wall organization
Cellular component (GO): fungal-type cell wall
Molecular function (GO): structural constituent of cell wall
Source: RefSeq, a predicted model, not a curated record
AUGCAAACUAAAAAGACAUUCGUUUCUGCCACUUUGGCUGCUACAGCUUUAGCUGCUUACGUUCCAUCUGAACCAUGGUCUACUUUGACACCAUCUGCUACUUUGAGUGGUGGUAUCACCAAUUAUGCUACCUCUUUCGGUAUUGCUGUCGAACCAAUUACCACAUCUGUCUCUGUCGCCAAGAGAGAUGUUGUUUCUCAAAUUGGUGAUGGUCAAAUCCAAGCUACCACCAAGACUGCUGCUGCUGCCGUUUCUCAAAUCGGUGAUGGUCAAAUCCAAGCUACCACCAAGACUACUGCCGCUGCUGUUUCUCAAAUCGGUGAUGGUCAAAUCCAAGCUACUACUAAGGCUACCGCCGCUGCCAUUUCUCAAAUCGGUGAUGGCCAAAUCCAAGCUACUACCAAGACUACAGCUGCUGCCGUUUCUCAAAUCGGUGACGGUCAAAUCCAAGCUACCACCAAGACUACCGCCGCUGCCGUUUCUCAAAUCGGUGAUGGUCAAAUCCAAGCUACUACCAAGACUACAGCUGCUGCCGUUUCUCAAAUCGGUGACGGUCAAAUCCAAGCCACCACCAAGACUGCUGCUGCUGCUGUCUCUCAAAUCGGUGAUGGUCAAAUUCAAGCUACCACCAAGACUACUGCCGCUGCCGUUUCUCAAAUCGGUGAUGGUCAAGUUCAAGCUACCACCAAAUCUUCAGCUGCUGCUGUCUCACAAAUUGCUGAUGGUCAAGCUCAAGCUACCAGUGCUACCGCUGCUGGUGCCGCUGCCGCUGCUACAUCUGCUGCCCAAACAUCUGUCAAUGAUCCAAUUACUGCCCAAUCCUGUAAAUCUGACACCACUUUAGCUUUAUUGUUGAAGGAUGGUAUCUUAACCGAUGCUAAGGGUAGAAUUGGUUCUAUCGUUGCCAACAGACAAUUCCAAUUCGAUGGUCCACCACCACAAGCCGGUGCCAUCUACGCUGCCGGUUGGUCUAUUUCCUCAGACGGUUACUUGGCUUUAGGUAACAGCGAUGUCUUCUACCAAUGUUUGUCUGGUAACUUCUACAACUUGUACGAUCAAUCUAUUGGUGCUCAAUGUACUCCAGUUCACUUACAAGCUAUUGAUUUGGUUAACUGUUAG